Messenger RNA from Ahaetulla prasina, 3507 nucleotides. Its product is annotated as cholinesterase 1-like. The record is from RefSeq and is a predicted model, not a curated record. The coding region runs from base 425 to 2443 and encodes 672 amino acids. Gene Ontology annotation, molecular function: acetylcholinesterase activity. The transcript has 4 exons. Gene Ontology annotation, cellular component: plasma membrane. Gene Ontology annotation, biological process: choline metabolic process; acetylcholine catabolic process. Lineage: Eukaryota; Metazoa; Chordata; Lepidosauria; Squamata; Colubridae.
GUUUGUUUGAAAGGUAAAUUUCAAAACAACAGCUCCUUCAAACCCACCCACCCACCCCGAACAGAUUGCAGCCCUUCCCCUCCCAACUUUUGGCAUGCAGAUAGCUUUGGAGUUCAACUCCAGAAACUGUUUGCUGGCUUACAGCUAUACUGAAGAGUUCCGAGGGGAAGUUCUUUGACACACAGUGGCCACAGUAGGUCAUAAAAGCUGAUGGAAUGCCAGUCCCUUCAGUUAGAAGGCAGAACAGCAGCACUCCAGGGAAAAAUCCUUCGGAGAUCUCUCCCUGGGCAUGUGUUCAGUUAGCUAUGUUCCCUGGAAGUGUCCUUAGAGGUCUUCUAGUCCAACCACUCUUCAAGGCAGGGGACCUUAUACCAUACCAAACCAGUUGAAUGGUUUUCCGAUCUAUUUUUGAAGACCUUCACUAAUGGAGCACCUACAACUCUGGGAAGCAAGCUAUUCCAUUGAUAAAUCAUUCUCACUAUCAAAAAAAUUCGCCUUACUUCUAGGAUCCAGUGGGAUAUUUCAAGGCUCUGUUUUAGACCCAGUACUCUUCAACAUCUUCAUCAAUGAUAUGGAUGAGGGGAUAGAUGGGGAACUCAUGAAAUUUGCAGACGACACCAAUCUGGCAGGAAUAACCAACACUUCAGAAGAUAGGCUUAAGAUACAGAAGGAUCUUAACAGACCUGAACACUGGGUGCUAUCUAACAAAAUGAAAUUCAGUGGUGAAAAAGGUCCACCAGCUCGUCCUACUGUUGCAAUGCCUUGUCUGCUAUGCCCGUCUCUCUUGUGCUGCCUCCUCCUCCUCUUCUUUCCACUGGCUUCUAGUUCUGCUUCUAAUGAGGACACAGUGGUCAUAACCAGCAGUGGCCCUAUUAAGGGCAAGCAGUUCCUGGCUGACCUUGGAUCUGUGACAGCCUAUCUAGGCAUUCCUUAUGCUGAGCCUCCCCUGGGGAAGUUGCGUUUCCAGAAACCUCUUCCACAUCAGCCAUGGAAGCAAACAUUGGAAGCAACCAGUUUUGGCAAUUCCUGUCCUCAAUUUAUUUUCCGGGAUGUCCCCGAAGCAGAGAUAUGGUCUCCUAAAACACCACUGUCAGAAGAUUGCCUUUCCCUCAACAUCUGGGUGCCACAUCCACAACCUUCUUCACCAGUCCCUGUUUUGGUCUGGAUACACGGAGGGGGAUAUUUAAUGGGCACCUCUACUCUGGAGUUGUUCAAUGGGACACAUUUGGCUGCCGCUGAGAAUGUCAUUGUAGUCACCCUCAAUUAUCGCUUGGGAGCCCUGGGCUUUCUGUACUUGCCACCAGCUGCUCCAGGGAACCUAGGCUUAUGGGACCAACAGCUGGCCCUGAAGUGGAUAAAAGAGAAUGCAGCUGCCUUUGGGGGAGAUCCUUCUCGGGUGACCAUUUUUGGCCACAGUGCUGGAGGAGCUUGUGUGAAUUUCCAUCUUCUUGCACCAAAAAGUCAGGAUCUUUUUGCCCAAGCGGUGAUCCAGAGCGGAACAGCCAAUGCCUUCUGGGCUUGGAGGCCUUCUCAGGAAGCCAAAGAAAAAUCACUGGAAUUUGUUCAUCUGCUAGGCUGCUCCGAGGACAAUAAUAUCAGCAUAGUGCAUUGUCUGCAAACAAAAAAUAUUUCUGAAUUUAUUCGGCAUGAAAUAUCUCUGUUCUUCAAAGGUGGCUUCCUUGUAAAUUUUCCCUUCAGGCCAACCACAGAUGGGGAGUUUUUGCUUGGUGAUCCAGAAAAGCUCAUGGAGGAGGGGCAAAUUCAGUUCAAACCAGUCCUCAUAGGUGAAACCUCUGAUGAAGCAGCCUCAUUUGUCCACUAUGUUUUCCCUAACAUCACCGACAAUCUCAUCGAUCAGGAGCAGCUUCUGAAAGGGAUACAGCUGUUGGUGCCAAAUGCAACUGAAGAUUUUAUUGAGACUAUUGCGCUCAAGUACAGUGAAGGAAAUCAUGGCCCAGCACAAUACCGCUCCGCUCUGUCCCACUUCUAUACAGAUCGGAUCAUCGCAUGUCCAUUGAUUGAAACUACAAGAAAUAUCAGGAAAACUGGGAGUCCUGUAUAUGCCUAUUUAUUCGCGCAUCGCUCUUCAGGGUCAGUUUGGCCUGAAUGGAUUGGAGCAUCCCACGGUGCUGAGGUUUCUUACGUUUUUGGAACCCUUCAAUCAGGGCUGCCUGUCAAUCAAACAUACACAGAGGCUGAAGCCAGGCUGAGCCGUAAGAUGAUGUACUACUGGGCGGAGUUUGCCAGAACUGGGAAUCCCACUGGGUUAGCAGCCAGCAAGGAUGAGUGGCUAGUCUAUAAUGCCACAGAGCAGAAUUUCUUCCUUCUUAAUACUGAACCAUUCCAGGAAAGGGUGAAAGAGCACUGUGAUUUUUUAAAAAGCCAUUUUUCAAAGGCUGAAGAGACACAGAAGUCUGAAGGUGAUUCUGUUUCAUCGGACUAGGAAGAAGACAGGAGGUAGAAAUCCAGUGCUUGAUUAUAGUAACAGCCUUGAAUUGGGAUAAAGUUGGAAGAUUUCAGAAGGGGGCUAGACUUCUUUCUAAACAGUAGUUUCACAUUGGUAUUUCAAACCAUUUUUAAGUAGCGCUUUUGUGGCUCAGCUUCACUGUGUGAAAUGGAAGCUCUCCAAGCUGAUGCCAAUGGCCUUUGUGGAAGAGGAACCUGGAGAAACCUCUAGAUCUCAGCAUAAACAAAUUCAGAUCUUGGGCAUAGGGAAGGAAAGAAAGAAGGAGCCACCAAGAGUAACUUACAGAGAAGAUUACGCAGUGCUGCGAAAGAGAAAGCAUAAGAAUGAAAUUCAGCCUGUGGGGGAAUGGGACUAUUUAAUAGACAGAUGGAGACACUGGGAAUGUGUCCUUGUAGCCCAGUGAUAAAUGUUAUCAGAAUAUUUCCAUAGGCAUCCCUAAAUCUCAAGAUACAAAUAUUUCUUCUAAGGAAGACCAUUGUCCUCUCUAGAUAACAGAAGGGCAGGAAGUAACUUGAGAUCAGUUAGGUUAUUAAUUACCAAUGUGUAUGCAUGCAUAAAAAUCCCCCUCCAUUUUGAAAUAUAUAAAUAUGAGUGAAUCUGUCAAGUCUGCCAUUGUAAUCGCUUCAGCCUGCCAUAAAAUGUGGGGAGGAGGAGAAUGGGGACUUAGGGAAGGGGGAUGACAGGAUGACAGAAACCAGACGUGUCAAUCUGCAACAAGCUGGCUGAUCCAACAUCAUGAGCAUGAGAAUGGAAUGCGAAACUCCACCAAAGCAGCACCAAACCUUAAAGCUGUUACCAAAACUCCUAAUAAUAUUGGAGUCUUAAACCUGGUCAUGAUGGGAAGACCUGGGAGAAGGGGAAAAGGCAGGCUUUGCACAGGAAUACUCAGAUCCAGCUUUUCUUGCACUGUAACCACUUGAGUUUAGUAAAAGUAUACCUUUUGCUGCAAAUGGAUUUGAGCGUCUUUCUUUCCUAAUCUUCCAAGCUGGGACAAGCCUGACAGCAUCCUUUCCUCUGCAGGAGUUCCUCCCACUAUUUUC